UCAAAUGAAGUGAACCUGCAAACAGUCCAUCAGUGGGAUUUUGACUGGAAACGAGUGUGUUUGAUACAAAGCGGGAGAUCGUGAGCACAGUGGUUUGACGAUGACAAUGUCCGAGGCUGGUGAAGGGGUCAGGUACGAAAUAGCUGCUAUAGAGAUCAAAGAGGAGGCACUGGAGGAGUACUGUUCGGUGGACAGCUCGAACGAAUGCGUCACUAAAAUUGAAGACUUGGGUGACAGAUGUGACACGUCGGACCACACUGAGAUGGAGGAAAUGGAGCUUAAGGAUGACACCGGGAACAUGCGCCCCUUUAAUGUGAAGCAUCCUCAUUCAGUAUGUCCUUAUGUUGCAGAUGAGCUCGAGGGCUUUUCUUGCAGGGUGUCCUGCAGGGGCCAACAGGCUCUGGACAAGCACCUGCUUGAGAAACACUGUACUGGUUUCGUGAUUGAAGAAGGGGUGUUGCUGCUUGGAAGCCUGCCUGUGUUGAGUAUCACUGUACUCCCUGGCACCCUGUGGACUGGGGAGCGCUCGGUGACCUUCCAUCACUGCCCAGAAUGUCAUCAGAGCUUCCAUUGCCUCAAUAACCACAACAACAACAUGUUUAGGAAGAGAGCAAAGACUGACAACAGGGAAGCCAAAGAGGAAUCAAGAGAGGUAGCAGAAACACUAUUCUGCUGUAUAAAGUGUGAGCAGACAUUCCAACACAAGGAAGCACUGAAGGUGCACCAGCUCACACACACAGAAACCACGCCUUAUUCCUGUAAAGACUGUGGGAACACUUUCACAGAGAUUGACUCCCUGAAGCUACAUAGCAGGUGUCAUGCUGAAGAGACUCCUGAGCAGGGCGGAGGCAGUGACAGGGGUCUCCAGCCGCUGCACGCAGAGAAGCUGAGCAGCCAGUUGGAUGCUGUGAAGCACUCUUAUCCUUGUAGUGAGUGUGGCAUGGCUUUUUAUCUGCCGCGCAGCCUACAUGACCACGAGAAGACGCAUCACGGCAGCACCAUGUACAUAUGCACAGAGUGCGGCAAGAGCUUUCGACAGUCUCGCAACCUGCAGCGGCACCAACGCGUCCACACAGGAGAGACGCCCUACCACUGCAAAGACUGUGACAAGAGCUUCAGCCAGGUGGGCUCACUGAAGCUGCACCAGCGCAGCCACACUGGGGAGACCCCAUACCAGUGCACGUUCUGUGAAAAGAGCUUUAGCCAGCUGGAGAACUUGAAGAGGCACCUGCGUACACACACUGGAGAGACGCCGUACGCAUGCAAAGAAUGUGGCAAGAGCUUCAGCCAGCUGGGCAACCUCAAGGCCCACCUGCGCAUCCACACAGGGGAGACCCCUUUCUCCUGCUCAGUGUGUGGGAAGGGGUUCAAGAACAAGGGCAACCUCAAGGCCCACUGCCGGAUCCACACAGGCGAGACUCCUUUCCAGUGCAAGGACUGUGGGAAGAACUUUGGGUGGCUGGCUGCCUUGAAAACUCACCAACGCACUCACACAGGGGAGAGGCCCUACCACUGUGAGCGAUGUGGCGAGAGCUUUGCAUAUUCCUAUAAAUUGCGCACACAUGGCUGCCAGGGUUGA
Megalops cyprinoides (Indo-Pacific tarpon) is the source of this 1579-nucleotide messenger RNA. RefSeq names its product zinc finger protein 391-like. NCBI's taxonomy places the organism in Eukaryota, Metazoa, Chordata, Actinopteri, Elopiformes, Megalopidae. The record is from RefSeq and is a predicted model, not a curated record. The transcript has 3 exons. Gene Ontology annotation, biological process: regulation of transcription by RNA polymerase II. Gene Ontology annotation, molecular function: DNA-binding transcription factor activity; RNA polymerase II cis-regulatory region sequence-specific DNA binding. The coding region runs from base 101 to 1579 and encodes 492 amino acids.